Messenger RNA from Euleptes europaea (tarantolino), 2297 nucleotides. RefSeq names its product calcium binding and coiled-coil domain 1 (gene CALCOCO1). The transcript is spliced from 15 exons. The record is from RefSeq and is a predicted model, not a curated record. Bases 44 to 2197 code for a protein of 717 amino acids. Lineage: Eukaryota; Metazoa; Chordata; Lepidosauria; Squamata; Sphaerodactylidae.
GUUAGUGGAACAGCUGGUUGCUCUCUGGCAUAAGGCCGCCAAGAUGGAAGAAGUGCAGUCCCACCCCAGUGUGGCUUUCCUAAACGUGGCCCCAAACUACGUCCCCCACACCAAGGUGGAAUGUCACUACAACCUUCCCCCGGGCAUGAAACCUUCAGCCAGAGAUUGGAUUGGGAUCUUCAAGGUGGAAGCCUCUUCAGUCCGUGACUACUACACCUUUGUGUGGUGCACUCUGCCAGAUGGGGGAUCUUCUGCGGGAGCCCUUCUUCACUGCAGCGUCCAGUUCCAAGCCAGCUACCUGCCGAAGCCUGGCCCCCAGCAGUACCAGUUCCGCUAUGUGGAUCGCCAUGGCGAAGUGCGUGGCCAAAGCGCCCCGUUCCAGUUCAGCGAGCCACGCCCUAUGGAUGAGCUUGUCACUCUGGAGGAGGCGAGCGAUGAUGGCGGGGGCACAGACAUGCUGUUGGUGGUCCCCAAGGCCACUGUGCUAGAGACGCAGCUGGAGGCGAGCCGGCAGGAGCACGGAGCCCUGUUGAAGGAGUCGCGCCGCCUGAAGGACGAGGUUGAGGAACUGAGAAGCCGCGUGGAUGAACUCGAAGCAGUCCUCGGCUCACUGCGUGACGAGCACACCAAGCUGGCCGGACAAUACAAGGAAUUAACGAGCUGUUAUGAGGAAGUGUCCAAGCAGAAAGAGGCCCUGAGCCUUCAAGAGACCGAGCGCUCAGCCCGGAUCCGAGAACUGGAGGGCGAUAUCCAGACAAUGGCCGAGAAGGUGCUGCAGAGGGAGACGGAACUUGACAGGAUGAAGGACACAGUCAAGUCUCUUCUGCGGGAGCAGGAGCAGAUUCACAGCCAGCUCAAAGAGGAAAAUGCCGAGAAGGAGCAGUACCAGGUGAAGCUGCAGGCCUCAGAGGAGGAGAGCCGCAACUUGGCUUCCGAUCUGCUGGAAGCCAAGACCCGCCAUGGCGAGAGGGUCUCACAGACUCUGCUGCUGAAGGAGGACAUUAACAAGUUACAGCAGAAGCUGGCUGUUGCGAAUCGCCGCACUGCACAGAUGGAUGGCUUGUGUGAGCAACUUCGCUCCACACAGGACAUCCUGGCAGCCAGCCAGCAGAAGGUGGCGCUGCUGGGGGAUGAGCUGGCCAGUGCAGCCUCCAUCCGGGACCGGACCAUCUCCGAUCUGCACAAGAGUCGCCUGGAGGCCGCGGAGAUCAACAUCAAGCUGGCCGACAUGACCCUCAAGUGGAAGGAGGGCAAAGGGCAGUGGUGGAAGGAGAAAGCUACUCUCUUGCAGAACAUGGAGGUGGAGAAGGACAAGAUCCUGAAGCUGAGUGCCGAGGUGCUGCGCCUAGAGAAGAACCUUCAGGAAGAGCGGGCUCAGUGCCAGGUCUUGCGUAUGGAGCUGGCACAAGAGCGGGACUCCAGUCUGGUGCAGGUCUCCGAGAGCCGCCGGGAGUUACGUGAGCUUCGAGCCGCACUGCAGGUUGUCCAGAAGGAAAAGGAACAUCUUCAGGCUGAAAAGCAGGAGCUGCUGACAUACAUACGGCGCCUUGAAGAGCGUCUGGAGAAGGUAGCCGAUGAGAAAUGGAGUGAAUCUGUUCUUGAUGAUGACGAGGACGCAGCACCGAAUACUCAUGCUCCAUGUGUGUUCAUAUGUGUGUGCAUACUCCUCACAGGCUCCCUGGAUUCUCCACUGUCCGACUCCGAGGAUGAGUGCCCCGAGGACAUGCGCCUGCCUGCCCAGCUCGGCUCCUACAGCCUGUGUGACAACCGAGCAGCCACCACCACGCCACCCUGUGCCCGCGAGCUGGCUCAUGCUGUGGUGAUCAGCCAGCCUGCACCUAUUGCUGGCCAGAUCAAACAACCGCCCGAGGACUCCAGUUCUGACUCGGAGGCAGAGGAUGAAAAGGCCGUCCUGAUGGCAGCUGUGCAGAGCGGCGGCGAGGAAGCCAGUCUGCUCCUCCCAGAGCUGGGCAACGGCUUCUACGAAGUGGCCAGCGGACUGACAGCACGGCAGAUGUCAGAAUCAGGGCCCUGCGGGAUGGGUGCAUCCCCCUUGGACCUGCCCUCGCCUUCGCUUUGGAAGGAGUGCCCCAUCUGCCACGAGCGCUUCCCGCCAGAGAGUGACAAGGAAGCCCUGGAUACGCAUGUUGACGGGCACUUCUUUUUUAACACUCAUGACCCCUUCCCUUUUGAGUGACCUCAUUUUCUCCUCCUCCCGCUGUGUCCCCUCGGCUUCCCUUCACCCUCUUCAAUGGGAUCCAGGCUGGAUGUCUUCUCUCUUCCACGGAGAGUCUCGU